GUGGUGGACCAGAGGGAGGGGGAGGUCCUCCUCCGUUUGGGGGCGGCCCAUUGCCGCCCGAGUCACCAUCUCCUGCCCCGCCAUCUCCUGGGUCACCGGGUGACGGGCCGGGCGGCGGCGGGGGUACAAAUCCACCCCUACCUCGAGCACCUCGGGCGCCUCGUGGAGCUCCACCUGCUCCUUUACCGCGACCCCUCCCCCGAGCUCGGCGCGUUGGCGGUACAGGCUGCGAAGCACCUCCUUCACCGUCCCCGCCUCGACCUGUCAUUUCUCGGGUAUCCGGGGGCGUGUCUUGGGUGUCUGGAGGCGGAACGACUGUAUCUCGGGUGA
Molecule: messenger RNA, 330 nt
Organism: Vitrella brassicaformis
Lineage: Eukaryota; Vitrellaceae
Source: the annotation of a GenBank genome assembly